GAAGGUUAUCUAGUUCCCAGGCCCUUUUAGUUUAACAUCGUAGGCAAUGACGGAAGGUAGCAUGCAGUUGGAGAUAAUUAGCAUCUGAUUUUUAAAAAAGAAAAGUUAAAUAGGUAAAAGGCCAUUAUACUUGAAAGAUGAGCUUGGGAUUGUAUCGCGUAUGAGUGUAUGGAUUGAUCGAUACUAAUUCAAAUUAUCAAAUAUAAAUAAAAAUGGACGGCACGAAGCGAGAGGAUGAGCUUCAACAUACUAUUACAUAUCAAGAACAUGUAUUGGAAAAUAGCGAUGGUAAAAAUAUUGAAGAUAGACAUGAAACAAAACUAACGAGAACUGCAAAUGAAAAUGAAAAAUUACAAGAUGUCAGUAGGGAAAACCGAACUGAAAGUGAUGAUUUCUCGGGAAGCAGAGCAGACUCGCAGGAAGAUAGUUCCGAUACAAUAUUUAGUGUUCCGAAAAGAUAUGUUCUUGCGAUUAUGAUGUUCUGUGGAUUUAUGAACAUGUAUGCAAUUCGUGUGAACCUUAAUGUAGCCAUUGGGGCCAUGGUAAAGCCACAUCCUGUCGUGAAAAAUGGAAAACAUUUUAUACAGGAGCCAGAUUUCAAUUGGAAUUCAAAAUUGCAAGGAAUCGUCCUCGGCUCAUUUUACUAUGGUUACAUGUUUCUUCAAAUUCCCGGAGGAUACUUCGCAAUGAAGAUCGGUGGCACAAGAAUAUAUGGAGUGGGUGUCCUUAUAGCAGGCAUACUGACAUUAUUUACGCCAGUAGCUGCAAGAUCUAGCGUUUGGGCACUGGUUGCUUUGCGUGUAGCAGAGGGAUUGGCUCUGGGUGUGAUGUUGCCGUGUAAUCACCAGAUAUGGAGCUACUGGGCACCGCGGUCCGAGAGGACAAUUCUUGUGACGAUCGCUCUUGCAGGAAUGAACGUUGGUACCAUAGUAACCAUGCCUCUCACUGGCCUGUUGACCAAAUAUGGUUUUGAUGGAGGCUGGGCAUCAGUUUUCUAUUGCUUUGGCGCUGCAGGGAUAGUUUGGUGGGUUCUUUGGGCGUUUUUGAUACACGACACCCCAGCACAACACCCCAGUAUAUCAAAGGCCGAGAGAAACUAUAUCGAGCGCAAUGUUGAUGUGCACAAGGCGGUGAAAAUUCAGUGGAAAGCGAUGUUGACUUCUGGACCAGUAUGGGGUGUUAUAUUAGGCAACAUUGCAAAUGACUGGGGACUUUAUACAAUUCUCAUCUGUUUGCCUCUGUUCCUUAUGGAUAUUAUGCAUUUCGACGUACAAGCUAUGGGGUUCAUUGCCUCGCUGCCUUUUCUGCUGAAAGCCAUAGUUGGCCCUGUAGGAGGGGUGCUGGCAGACAUCUUGAGAAAUGGCUACAUGAGCACGGCGAAUGUCAGAAGAGUGUUCUAUGUAAUUGGUGCCAUGUGUGCAGCAACGAUGAUCGUUAUUUCUGGGUACACAACGUCAGCAAUGAUGGCCGUUGCGAGUAUGUGCGUAGGGGUUGCUCUUUCUGGCCUAAUGCACUCAGGUUAUGAAGUGAAUGUCCUUGACAUUGCCCCCGGCGUAUCGGGCAUCGUAAUGGGCAUCAGCAAUACAGCAGGAACAAUCACGGGGUUCCUCAGUCCUUUGCUGGUAGGCGUGAUGACAGAAGACAAGAAACGAGAACAGUGGCAAAUGGUGUUUUGGAUCACCUUUUUCCUGUAUCUGGCCGGAUCAAUAAUGUUUUGCAUCCUGGUGUCCGGUGAGCCUCAAUCCUGGGCGGUUCAGAACGAUGACUCAGAAAGCUCUUUGGACGACGAAAGUUCGUAACAUGUACAAAAGACUGACCACUGUUAUAUUUUAUAUUUGCUAAAGUAUUUAAGCGGAAAUCUAAUAAAGCAGACAAAUUUUGCUAA
Molecule: messenger RNA, 1885 nt
Organism: Rhopilema esculentum
Lineage: Eukaryota; Metazoa; Cnidaria; Scyphozoa; Rhizostomeae; Rhizostomatidae
Product: vesicular glutamate transporter 1
Biological process (GO): monoatomic anion transport; transmembrane transport
Cellular component (GO): membrane
Molecular function (GO): transmembrane transporter activity
Source: RefSeq, a predicted model, not a curated record